This is a messenger RNA of Podarcis muralis (Common wall lizard), 5854 nucleotides long. RefSeq names its product glutamate decarboxylase 1 (gene GAD1). The record is from RefSeq and is a predicted model, not a curated record. Lineage: Eukaryota; Metazoa; Chordata; Lepidosauria; Squamata; Lacertidae. Gene Ontology annotation, biological process: GABA biosynthetic process. Gene Ontology annotation, molecular function: pyridoxal phosphate binding; glutamate decarboxylase activity. Gene Ontology annotation, cellular component: cytoplasm; presynaptic active zone.
CUUCUCGGGUCAGCCGUGAUCUGGAUUCAGAAUCGAGGUGCGAAACCACACGCGCUCCUUCCACUCCGCUCUUCCUUGGGGGAACCGCCUGCACACCUGCGAGUGAAUCACGCUCGCUUGGGAAGGCGCAACGCUUGGAGGCGCGUGAUUCCUCUCUCUGUCUCUCUCUCUCUUGCACCCCCCUCCCUCUCUCGCCGCCUUAGUCAACACCCGCACUCCUGCCCUCCCAAACUCCAGCUCUUUGGCUUCCCAUCUUGGAGAAAACGAGGUGGAGGCGCUGGCAGAAGCAGUGACUCAUGCCUGCGUCGCAACAGAUCAGCCGGCGAUUCGAGCUUUUUUAAAAAAAGCGAAUCUCAAGUAUUGGGGGGGGGGGCGCUAAGGUCAUCUCGAAUUAAAUGCCAGGGAAGCCAUUGAUAUUCCGACGUCGUUCGUGGCGGAGUUUAUAAACGGCGAAGUUCUUCCAAAACGAAGAUUUCUCCAUCCUCCGCCGUUUGGGUUCCUGGAGUUGGAGCCUGGGUUGUAAAUCACUCUGCUGGGAUCGGAGGAAGGCUAAGGCAAGAAGAAGACGACGACGAAGCAGCCCGGGAUCCAAGGGCUUUGCCUCAGCACCUCAUGGCGACCUCGGACCCGUCCUCGUCCAACACGGCUCCGGAUCCCAAUCCGAGCAACUUGCGACCCACAACUUAUGACACCUGGUGUGGUGUGGCUCAUGGCUGCACGAAGAAAAUCGGGCUGAAGAUAUGUGGGUUCUUGCAAAGGAACAACAGCCUGGAAGACAAGAGCCGGCUGGUGAGCGCGCUCAAGGAAAGGCAAUCUUCCAAGAACCUGCUGGCCUGCGAGAACAGCGAGAAGGAAACCCGGUUCCGGAGGACCGAGACGGACUUCUCAAACCUCUACGCCCGGGAUCUGCUACCAGCUAAGAAUGGUGAGGAGCAGACGGUGCAAUUCCUCCUGGAGGUGGUGGACAUUCUCCUGACGUAUGUGAGGAAGACCUUCGACAGGUCCACCAAAGUCCUGGACUUCCACCACCCACACCAGCUCCUGGAAGGCAUGGAAGGCUUCAACCUUGAGCUGUCUGACAACCCAGAGUCACUCGAGCAGAUCCUGGUGGACUGCAGGGACACACUGAAAUAUGGAGUCAGGACAGGUCACCCUCGCUUUUUCAACCAGCUUUCUACAGGGCUUGAUAUCAUUGGCUUGGCUGGAGAAUGGCUGACGUCUACUGCUAAUACAAACAUGUUUACAUACGAAAUUGCACCUGUUUUUGUCCUCAUGGAACAAAUCACGCUUCGAAAAAUGAGAGAGAUUAUCGGAUGGUCAAAUAAAGAUGGAGAUGGAAUAUUCUCACCGGGUGGUGCUAUAUCCAAUAUGUAUAGCAUCAUGGCUGCCCGCUACAAAUAUUUCCCAGAAGUCAAAACCAAAGGCAUGGCUGCAGUGCCUAAACUGGUCCUCUUUACCUCAGAACAUAGUCACUACUCAAUAAAGAAAGCUGGAGCUGCGCUUGGUUUUGGAACAGAAAAUGUGAUUUUAAUAAAGUGCAACGAAAGAGGCAAAAUAAUACCAGCUGAUUUGGAAGCCAAAAUUCUGGAAGCCAAACAAAAGGGAUAUGUUCCCCUUUAUGUGAAUGCAACUGCUGGCACAACAGUUUAUGGGGCCUUUGACCCAAUUCAGGAGAUGGCGGACAUUUGCGAUAAAUACAACCUUUGGCUCCAUGUGGACGCUGCCUGGGGCGGAGGAUUGCUAAUGUCCAGGAAGCAUCGUCAUAAGCUGAGUGGCAUAGAAAGAGCCAACUCUGUCACAUGGAAUCCACACAAGAUGAUGGGGGUUUUAUUACAAUGUUCUGCCAUUCUUCUUCGGGAAAAGGGCAUACUUCAAGGUUGCAACCAGAUGUGUGCAGGAUAUCUGUUCCAACAAGACAAGCAAUACGAUAUAACUUAUGACACUGGGGAUAAAGCAAUACAGUGUGGUCGCCAUGUGGACAUAUUCAAAUUCUGGUUGAUGUGGAAAGCCAAGGGUACAGUGGGAUUCGAAAGUCAGAUCAACAAAUGUCUUGAAUUAGCAGAAUACCUCUAUAAUAAAAUUAAGAACAGAGAGGAGUUUGAGAUGGUUUUCGAAGGAGAGCCUGAACACACAAAUGUUUGCUUCUGGUACAUUCCACCAAGUCUCAGAGGGAUCCCAGACUCAGAGGAGAGGAGAGAAAAGCUACAUAGGGUCGCACCCAAAAUCAAGGCGCUGAUGAUGGAGUCAGGUACCACGAUGGUUGGAUAUCAGCCACAGGGAGAUAAAGCAAACUUCUUCCGAAUGGUUGUCUCAAACCCUGCAGCUGCCAAGUCUGACAUUGACUUCCUCAUUGAGGAGAUAGAAAGACUGGGGCAAGAUCUGUAAUCCCCUCAAAUGACCCGUUUUACUUCUCUAACAGCACUAUUUUCCGGUACUGGCUUCUUCCGGUUUUGGUUUGUUUGGGUUUUUUUGUAACCACUUCUGUAGAACACAUUUCAAGGUAAUCCCUUUCUAAAUGUUUGAUUCUUCUGAAACACCCUCCUUAAAGAAAAACAAUUACAAAAAAACCCCUGUAUAUUAUGAAACAUAUAUGUGUAUUAGUAGGUUAUUUUACCAAAAGGGGAAAAUAUAUUAUCUUAAAAUGCAUUGUCCGCCCUUAUUUAAAAGCCUGGCAAAUCUAGUUAGCAGGAAGCUAAUAGUAUUAAGGUAGGCAAUUAAGAACUCUGCACAACAGAUGUGUACAGUAAUAUAUAUAUAAUAUAAAUAAAUGAAUAUAUAUAUAUAUUAUAAAUAAAGGGGUGAUGAGCCUAAGAGUAAUUCACAGUGUAUUUUCCAGUGCAGAGGUGUUCUCAGUCAAGGACUGCUCCUACACAGCUCCAUUUGAAUUAAUGAGGCUUGACCAGAGCAAUGCUUGGAAGAUUAUACCCCAACACCCUCAUUGCUUGGGAGUAACCUCCCUUGGUUUGAAUGGAUAGCACUGGGCACCAUCCACCUCCCUAAGUUUCUCCUGAUUUUUUAAUGGGCGCAGUCAAGCCAAAGGUGAGCAUUUUGAAGCCCCUCUGGAAUCAAAGGAACUUAAGAGGACUUAGCUUUGACUGGAUCAUGGCCAGGAUGUACAAAUAUUUAGGACUGGGGUGGGAGGAAGCUAAUGUUUUCACCUAAAAGGUAAAUCAUGCAAUAACUGGGCCGAUGUCAUAUCCCAGACGAAAUUAGGUAUGUAUGGGGGAAACGUUUUUAAAGAUGUAGAUUCUUAGGAACUAAGGAAAAUGUUUAACCUUAUUUAAACUUUGUUGCUGGUGCUUCUCUGAUGUAUAAAAGAAACAGCAACGCUUUCCUAAAGAGAACCACCUACUAGAUGUAUAUAUGCCCCCAUUAGUUGUCCUAUCAGGGGAUAGUAGUAGCUGAGAUGUUGUGAUAGGCCAUAAUAUUAUUGUUGUAUUUUUUAGAAUUUGAUUUGUGUAGAUUGUAUACAUUACUGUUAGACCGCGGGAGGAGGGAGGAACUAAAUGUAAUAGUUUUCCAGCAAGAUAACUGUUCAGUUCUCGGUAUAUGAACUGUUUGUUUUCUUUAUAUGCAAAGAUUUACCAUGCUAAAGAGCUGUCUUGUAUUUUCUUCCAUUUGUAAUGUAUCCUAUUUAUAUAAUUAUCAAAGUUCUAAAUAAUGUUUAUUGGUAUUUUAGUGUAUUUGUGAGCCAAAGAGAAGAUUAAAAAUUAGUCAAAACGUUUAUAUAAUAGUGCCCUUAAAACAAUAACUUAAUAGAUGAUUUUACUGUCUAUAAGGAAUCCUAACACUGUAUAUAGACUUUAGCCUAAUGAAAUACUUUCAUUUUAAUAGAAUUGUCGCCUUUACUAAUUGUACUGUAGUCUGGCUGUACGUUCUGUGUUCUGGGUGCUUUUUUAGUGAAUCAUGAAUGCUUACAUUAGCCGCUGCAUACUCCUGGUAGUUUAGGGCCAAACUCUGUAAUUUAUUUAGAUAAAUUCUGUGGCAAGAUACCCAAAGAGUGGCGAUGAUUCUGUGAACAUGCUCUCGGAUCUCAUGAACCUCAGAAGGGUACCACAUCAUCAUUUGGAGUUUAUAAAAGAGAAGGAAAAGCUUGCCACAGGAUAUUUCACGUAUGUAUGGCUGCCUUGCCACAGUGAUUUCCACAUGGUUAAAGAUAUCAGAUUUGCCUCAGAUUUUAUUUGCUAGGUAGUCAGUAUUACAGAUUCUCAGUCAACUGCCCUUCUAGGAGCUAACAAAGUCGCAGAACCGAUAGAACUGCCUGCCAACAGAGUAACUUGACUCAAGCAACAUCUUCUGACUGAAGAGCCUUCCCGAAUAUGCUGCUAUGGCUUUUAGCUUCAGUUUUAAGGCCUCGCUUUUCUAGCACAUCAUAAAUGCUAAGGACUACAGCCCUGCACCAAGUGACCAACACGUGGGUCCCAUGGAAAGGAAUGGAAUGUAUAUACGUCAACUGAAGUUUUGCACAGGUAACUUUAUGGCCUGGAUUAAAACAAAGCAAGCGAUUGCUUUGUUGGAAAACAUUAGCAAUAUUUCGACGAAUGUUUGUUGGCAUAUGUGUAGCUUUUACCUUUUUGGUUUCCAAGUGGGGAAUGAACAGCAUUUAAAAGUUGCUCCCCGCCCCCAUGCCCCCCCUCUGCUUUGGGUGUCCUCUCUCUCGCUCUCUGUCUCUGGUUGGUUCUUUCUCCUGUGAUCAGCGCUCCUGGAUCGAGAUGUGUCUAGACUGCCCUAAAUGUGUUAAAUGUCCAUAUGGCAUUUUUAAAUAGCAUUUGGAUGGAACAACCGAGAAGCCGUUUGCAAAGAGUCUUAACAUCUGCUGCCUCUAAUUAAUCUCCAAAUAUAGAAAGUUUCGCUCUGAAAUGAAAAAGGGAGAGCCACAUCUGUAUUUUUUUUAGGCAUGGUGUGAUAGGUUUCUCGUUCUGUUUCUAGUGAAGGAACUUCCUGCCCCCCUCUUUAAUCUUUCCAAGACAGUGCAGUAAAGAUAAUGGGCUCUUCCUGUUCUAUGACCCCCUUCUUGCAUCUCGACUUUAACAUCUAGGGGAUGAUCUAUGUUUGUUAUCUAAUCCAGAGCCGUAGUGAUCAUAAAACCACUCUGCAGUCCUGUGCAGUAGACAUCCUGCUAUUUCUGCUUCGGAACCAUCAUUUUGUUUUACGCAGCUCCUAACACAGGACAGGUACCACUUCCUUAUAGUCCUUAGAUACAAUCUACCUGCAGGGUGUUCAGACUUGGAGUUAUAUUGAUCUUCAGCUACAAACAAGGAAGCACAAGUCAAUAAGCCUUGUUGUGAGUCGCGCCUACCUUCCUUUGACACUUGGGACUUUGUGUGCAAGUCUCAAUGGUGCAAAGUCUGAACACCUACCACAGGUACCAUCAGCAGUGGCACCCAUGCUAGCUUUUUCUUCUGGUUGAAAUAUGGGAGACUUUCUUCUUAGGCUUUUGAUUUCUUUUCUAAUCGCCAAGCGAAAGGUUGGCAUGCCAAUCAGCUGACUGAUGACAUUAUUUUUUGACUCCAGUCAAAUGUUCUGAGGUUGCCACUGUGUAGAUAUUUGCUUACCUUUCAAAACUCCUUAGGCCAUGCAUAGUGCUUCAAAAGCUCCAAGGAAGAGCUGAUGGGCAGCAGUUGCAAAGCACUGUGCAAGGUGGGAAAAUCCCUUUUGGCUCAGCUGCAUCACCAAUCUACCAGAAACCUGACAUUAUAUACGGCAUCCGGUAUGAGCAGGUACGCGUGGCUUAUCCAAAAAGAGCCUCACAGACCAAAUGUGGAACCCUGGUGGCCCUUAAUAAUAAAAAAUAAUCUAUUACUGGUACCCCACCCAUGUGACUGGGUUGCCCCAACCAUUUUCGGCUGCUUCC